Messenger RNA from Alternaria ethzedia, 1758 nucleotides. RefSeq lists its product as uncharacterized. The transcript has 5 exons. Lineage: Eukaryota; Fungi; Ascomycota; Dothideomycetes; Pleosporales; Pleosporaceae. The record is from RefSeq and is a predicted model, not a curated record. Bases 1 to 1758 code for a protein of 585 amino acids.
AUGCGUCCCUCGCAUGGCGGUCGUAGCCUACUCAGUAAAGCAGUGCGACCUCUACAUCCCAAAUCGUUUGCUUGUCGGGAAUACAACGACAGUUCCUUCGAUGACUUCAGGGAGGAGAUACAAAAUGAGAGAGACUUCCUGGACAGCUUCCUAGAGGACAACGAAAGCUCCUCUCCUUGCUGGAAUACCAAGGUCAUCCAGAGAUUCUGCGAAACCAGGACCGGAACGAAAGCGGUGCGAGCGCAACCCGAAAUUUGGCUUGAUGAUCGCGAGCGUGGCUCAAACAAAAGCCGCCAAUACCCCGAAGUUCUCACCGUAGACGAGCUGCGCCAGCACCUCGAGCUCCCACGCUUUGGUGUCGCAAACCUUGCGAACGCUGACUACCGGCAAAUCCGAAUCCACAAUCUGAACCCGGCAUCACUCCUGGCAAUUGCACGCACAUCAGCCUGUCACCAGGUCGAUACGCUAAGGGAUACAUUUGCGAAACACAUCUCCGGCGCCACAUCGCUUCGGGUAUACGAGAGGGUCAUUGGAUUUGUUACCCCUCGCUUAGAGCUCCAUCUUCCGUAUCUGACCCUACGAGAAGUGUCUAGCUCAAGUAAUCAGUGGAAAGGUCGUGAUCCAAAAGCAGAGGCGGAGAGUUGGUUGGAUCUACCUUUACCUGAUUCCGAUUCAAAGACCACAGACGGACCGAACCGGUUCUUCAUCGAGAAAUCACAUAUUUCCCUGGUUUUGUGCAUUUGGGACUAUUCCAAAUGGGUCGGGUACGCUUUCUCAAAAGGCGGUCCCACACCGACAUCAGAGAAAGAGACCGAUGCAGGAAAUGAGUUGGACAGAGAAGCUAGCGACGAGGAAGAUAACGAGGAUGACUGCGCGAUCCCCAAAGAAGAUAUCUUCGCACCCCGGGGUGUGGAGCACGGCCUAUAUGCGGAAUACCCCAUCCGUGAUCCACGAGUCUAUUUUCUCCGAGUUUUUGACCAGAAACAGUUCCGAUGCGCAAUCACGGAAGUGUCUUACGACGAACCACAACAGAGCGUUACGCAGCUAUCCAACAGCAUCGUCAAGAUGUCUGGACUCUUGCGGCACGUCAAAUCGCAGCUCGCCCUCGCAACUCGGGCUUGGAAGGAGUUCAGCGGCCGCGACGGAGACAUCAGCUAUUUUAGUGACAUUCGAAAUACUCAUGGAAGGCUGUAUAUCAAGAGUAUCAAGGCUUCGUUCAGGGAGUUGGUGAACCAUGAGGGUACACUAAGUGCUCUGGUCAUUGACUGUGCAGUAUCUGCAAAGAACCAGCUGAAACUACGCAUGGAACUUGAAAGUCGAUAUUUAAAUCUCGAAAGCAAUCGAAUGAACCUUGACACCAUUGAGGUUCAACGCCAAUGCAUAAGCCGCGAGAUGCAACAGUUGACACUUGAUAUGCAAGGUUUGAAUCGGGAGAACAACUUGACCGCACAGAGCACGAGCAAAACCACUCGCACCAACGUUCUCAUGAUAUGGAUCACCACGCCUUUCUUCGUGGCGCUACAGUAUUUUAGCGCCGAUCAGCCUAUCUUUACGUCGUUCGAACGAAGCCCACGCAACUUUGGAAUCUCUUUGUGCAUCUUAGGACUUGCACUUCCACUCUCGAUAUGGAUCAUUAACGUUCUGUAUGGCGUUGUUCACUAUAUCGUUCCCCGGUUGUGUUUGAAGAAGUCACGCAAUGGGAAAAACGUCGAAGGCAAGUUUUCGCCAGAAGUCUUCAUCAUUAUCCGAUCAUACUGA